This is a messenger RNA of Lycium ferocissimum, 1318 nucleotides long. RefSeq names its product 1-aminocyclopropane-1-carboxylate oxidase homolog. The transcript is spliced from 3 exons. The record is from RefSeq and is a predicted model, not a curated record. The coding region runs from base 196 to 1317 and encodes 373 amino acids. Lineage: Eukaryota; Viridiplantae; Streptophyta; Magnoliopsida; Solanales; Solanaceae.
CCUCAUCUUGAGAAAUCCUCCACAUCUUAGAAAUAUCUGCAGUAAAAAUCAUCAGCCCUUUAACCCUUGACAGCCUCUUAUAUUUUAAUGGACAGGGAAGAUAGUGUUUUGCAUAGAGAAGUAACAUUUUUAAUAUCCCAUUAGGUCCUAAGUACCUCAGAAACUCUACUAGUUUAUAACAUCCUAGCAAAGAAGAUGGCAGUCUCUAGCACUAAUGAUUUUCAGGCUACAGUUCAGAGUAGUUAUGACAAAAUGAGUGAGUUAAAAGCCUUUGAUGAUACUAAGGCUGGUGUCAAAGGGCUUGUUGAUGCUGGAAUUUCUGAGGUGCCUCAAAUAUUCAUUCUACCACCAAAAAACAGACCAGAGUCCUUGGAUACACAUGAAACACGGUUCAAUUUUCCAGUGAUAGACCUUGAAGGUAUUGCCAAUGAUCCAAUCAAGCAUAAAGAGAUUGUGGACAAAGUUCGAGAUGCAUCGGAGACAUGGGGUUUCUUCCAUGUGGUUAAUCAUGGAAUUCCAACAUCCGUCCAGGAAGAAAUGCUGCAAGGAGCACGACAGUUUUUUGAGCAAGAUGUCGAGGUUAAGAAAAAGUAUUACUCUCGAGAUACUACGAAAAAGGUUCUUCACUCUAGCAAUUUUGAUUUGUAUAGCCCUUCUGUUCCAGCUGCAAAUUGGAGAGACUCACUUUUCUGUUUAAUGGCUCCUGAUCCUCUCAGUCCAGAAGAAUUGCCAACAGCAUGCGGAGAUAUACUAAUGGAGUACUCUAAGCAUGUGAUGAAAUUGGGCUGCUCCUUGCUUGAAUUAUUGUCAGAAGGUCUCGGUCUUGAUCGUUGCCAUCUGAAAGAUAUGGAUUGCGCAGAGGGCCUCGGUAUUUUGGGCCAUUAUUAUCCAGCAUGCCCUCAGCCAGAACUCACGAUAGGCACCAACAAACAUUCUGACAAUGAUUUUAUCACAGUGCUCCUACAAGAUCACAUCGGAGGACUCCAAGUGCGUCACCAGAAUCAGUGGGUUGAUGUUCCUCCUACACCGGGUGCUCUUGUGGUGAACAUGGGAGAUCUUCUGCAGCUUAUUUCAAAUGACAGGUACAUAAGUGUUGAGCACAGAGUAUUGGCAAAUAAAGUUGGACCAAGAAUAUCAGUUGCAUGCUUCUUCUACACAGGUUCAAUGCCAUCUUCCAAGCUUUAUGGACCGAUUACUGAAUUGUUGUCAGAAGAUAAUCCUCCAAAAUAUCGUGCAACUACAGUGAAAGACUACCGUGAUCACUUCCGUAAAAAAGGUCUAGAUGGAACUUCUGCAUUGUCGCAUUACAAGAUCUAAU